Messenger RNA from Tupaia belangeri chinensis (Chinese tree shrew), 1831 nucleotides. It is a transcript of the gene MIMS1, whose product is annotated as mitochondrial inner membrane scaffold 1. NCBI's taxonomy places the organism in Eukaryota, Metazoa, Chordata, Mammalia, Scandentia, Tupaiidae. Gene Ontology annotation, cellular component: mitochondrion. The record is from RefSeq and is a predicted model, not a curated record. The transcript has 5 exons. The coding region runs from base 299 to 1096 and encodes 265 amino acids.
GAGGCGCGCCGAGCGGGCAUCGGCGGUCGUGAGCACGUUGCUAGUGGGCGAGGCCGGCGGGGCCGGGGCGGUGGGGGCUGGCGUCCGCCUGAGCCCCGCGGGUUCCGGCACUGAUCCGCGCUUGCCAGGUCGCUGUGCUGAGUGACACCGCCUGGCAUCGAGGAGCUGUCCGGCCCGUGCGGCGGGAAGCAGCGGCCCCAACGUCCUAAGAGGUGUCUCUCAGAGGUACACCUUAGAGACCAUUAUAAGAGAACAAAUCUCUCAAAAAAAAAGCUGAAGUCUCUCACCAUCCUUCAAUAUGCAGUGGAAUGUACCUCGGACUGUAUUGCGGCUGACACACAAGAAGUGUUUGGAACCACAGAAAGCUGGUCUUCUUGGACACUGUCAAAACAUAAAGGGACCAUUACUUUUGUAUCAUUCUGAAUCCAAAGUGACUCUGGUAUCAGGCUGUCAAAAACAAUGGCUACACUUACCUGCUGCCCAGUGUGUUACAAAGGAAAGGAAGCCAGUGGGUGCUCACUAUAAACGAUGGGAGCAAGGAGUCUUAUCUAAGAGGAUUUUAUCAUCCAGCGCCACAGCCCAAGGAACUCCUCCAGAAAAAAAGGAAGAGCCUGAUCCUUUGCAAGACAAAUCUAUUAAUCUUUACCAGAGAUUUAAGAAGACAUUUAGACAAUAUGGAAAAGUUUUGAUUCCAGUGCAUCUAAUAACUUCUGGUAUUUGGUUUGGGACAUUUUAUUAUGCAGCCAUAAAAGGAGUGAAUGUCGUUCCUUUUCUAGAACUCAUCGGGUUACCUGACAGUGUAGUAAACAUUCUGAAAAACUCCCAGAGUGGAAAUGCACUUACAGCAUAUGCCAUGUUUAAGAUUGCAACACCUGCCCGGUACACAGUAACUCUGGGAGGGACAUCCUUCACCGUGAAGUACCUGCGCAGUCACGGCUAUAUGUCAACACCGCCACCUGUUAAGGAGUAUCUCCAGGACAGGAUGGAAGAGACAAAGGAGCUUCUCACAGAGAAAAUGGAAGAAACGAAAGACAGACUCACUGAAAAAUUACAAGAAACCAAAGAAAAAGUUUCCUUUAAGAAAAAAGUGGAAUAGUGCCUUAUGUAACGGGUUGUAGAGAAGUCCUGCACUUUAACCCUUUGGAGGCUAUGAACAAAGAUACAUGCGUCUGACGAUUUUUUUCAGUUAGUUGCCUAAAUAUACCAGUUCUCUGAGGGUUAAAAAACUAAGAUACCUUUUUAAAGUUAAAUACCACUAGAAAAAUCAGUGUUUUUUGAGAGGAUGAACCCAGUGUCAGAAUUCAUCCCAAUCGUGGCAGUAGGCAGUGGUUAAUGUCUUGCACAUCAGUUUUUUCUAGGCUUUCAGAAUCACAUCUGCUUCCUAUCUGGUUGCCAGCUGUAAUUUACGCAGACUAGGCAGUUGACCCCUUUAAUAACUCACGUGGCCCACAUACGGAAUGGGAAUACUGGAUCUUCAUUUUCAUGUUUUUCAUUAGGGUUUUAAUUAUAAUCAGCCCUUAAUAUAGAGACAAAACUAGCAUCAUCAAAACUGCUUGUAAAUAAGAGGGUAUUUAGUCUUUCUAUAAAAGCAAUAUAUAAAUUGCCUACCCAUUAAAAUAUACACCUUCUGUGAAGACGGAAAAUUCAGUCAUGUGUAUGUAAAUAAGAUGUACUGCUGAUGUGUAAAUGAGAGAUGGACCCUUUAAAAUGGAUUUUUUUCUGAUAUUUGUCAUUGUCAAAUUUUUUAAAGCAGCUAUAUAUGAUCGUAACCCUUUUGCAAACUUGUAUAUUGGUGGUGACCACCUGAAACAUAAAACUUCAUUGUGAAUCA